AUGGACACGAAAUGUAUGAUCGCUAUAAUGAGCGACACAUACAAUGAACCGAGUGGUGAGGCAAUGGGAAUGCCUGCAAACGGACCGCACCUGGUCUAUGAGUGGAUGACUGGAAGGGAUGUGCAGAGUGUGAGCCAAUGGGAGGACGCGAUGGCAGUCCAGCACCGUUGCUUAAGACAAAUAAGCCGUGAAUUGUCUGCCAAACGAUCACCAGAAUGGUUGCUUAAGACAAAUAAGCCGUGA
Oppiella nova is the source of this 243-nucleotide messenger RNA. The record is from the annotation of a GenBank genome assembly. Lineage: Eukaryota; Metazoa; Arthropoda; Arachnida; Sarcoptiformes; Oppiidae.